AUGUUGUUUCUUUGCAUCUGCCUUGUCCUAGUUUGGAACGUGAAUGGUGUGCAUUUUCUCGGUGGUACUAUUACAUGGCGCCCAUUAAAUGCAUCAGCUACUGGAUCACCUGUAGCUAUCGUUAUUACUCAAACUUAUUCAUGGACUUAUACUGAUAUGAAGUGUAGUAAUAGUUUAAUUGCUUCGAACGGUUACAUUCCACCAUAUAACAAUGUUAAUUUAGAUACACUUGAUUGUAUAACUAAUUGUGGUACUGGUUCUGCUGGGUAUUCUAGUAUUGGUGUUCUUCCUCGCUGCACUGAUUAUUCGAAUGUUGGUGAUACUUCUAUUGGACAACGUGUAGACACAGUUUAUUUAAAUGCAAAUGAUGAUUUUUCUGUAGCUUUUCAAGAUACCGCAUGGCGUUCAUUAGCUACAGCUUCAAGUGCAGCUUGGUCGAUCUCGACACGUAUUAAUACAAAGGUGAGAUCUGAUAAUGGUCUCUAUAACAAUGCACCUGUAGCCACUAUGAUGUCUCCAAUUAAUAUUCCUCUCAAUCAACCAACUGUAAUCAAUGUUCCUGUGGCUGAUGCUGAUGGAGACACUCUUCGAUGCCGUUGGUCAACCAAAUCGAAUGGAGUUGAUGAAUGUUCUGAUGUAUGUCCACCAGGUUCACUUCCGGCAGGAACAGUUAUUUAUCCUAAUUGUACGAUCAUCAUUACAGGUACUCAUUUAGAUGAUUGGUUUGCUGUUGCACUCAUGGUAGAAGAUUUUAUUACUCCAACAAGUACAACUCCACUUAGUUCCGUACCUGUUCAGUUUCUAGUUCAUGUAGUUGCUCCAGCGGCGUGUACAACUGCACCUGAAAUUGUUGGUGUACCUACCGAAGAAUCUUGUACAACUGUGAUUGUUAAUCAACCAUACACUUCACAAAUACUUGCUAUAGAUAAUUGUGCUCCAUCUGUCACUAUUUCUGAUAUUGCUACACUUUCCUUUGCUGGUAUGAUCAAAAGUAAUCUUGGUCAACUAAGUUCGACAGUUUAUUACAAGAACUUAACAUGGACACCAACUAGUGCUCAACUUGGAUAUCAAGUUAUGUGUGCAAUGGCACUCGACAGUGCAAGCGUACAAUCAGCACAAUAUUGUUUUAAAUUUUAUGUAGCAACUACAUAUGUAUGUUCAUGUCCUGGUGAUCCAUGUAUUACAACAACGACAACAACAACAACAUCAACAAGUACUACUACUGCAACGACAUCGACGACAUCAACUUCUACUACUAGUACUUCUACAACAGCUACUACUAGUACUUCCACAACAUCCAGCACUAGUACUUCUACAUCAUCUACGAGUACAUCAUCUACUAGUACAUCAACUACGUCAACAACGAGUACUACGUCAACUACUUCGACAACAUCAACAACGUCAACAACAUCAACGACAAGUACUAGUACUACAUCUACAUCAACGACUAGUACUACAACAACAACUACUACAGCAACACGUUCGUAUAUGAAAUCAUUGAUUAAUAAAACAACAAAAUAUAUUUUUAUUUCAGCUGCACCUAUUGAUUGGCCAGUGAUUGGAAGUAUUAUUGGUUUACUUGUUCUUGCUGCUUUAGCCUUAGCCACUUACUUUUGUUGUCGUUGUUGUUGUAUACUUGGUGAUAGAUUAUAUGGUUUGAAAAAAGAAGGUGAUAUUGAACUGUAUCAUAUUGAACGAUGUAUGGAUCCAGAUUGUUCUUGGGCAAAUCUAUCGAUUUCAUCUAAUACUAUUACGCCUCCUCCAAAAAACUAUUCUGUUUAUCGAAUAUCAGAUGAUAGCAACUGUAGUAGUCCUAUGUCUCCAACAAUGUUAUCAUGUUCGUUUAACAACACAAGCGACUGUUUGAUUGAAGAUGCUGAUGGAACGGAUAUGUUUGAACUUUCAACUGAUAGUUUUUCUCCAAUGCUUGAAGAGCAUAAUCGACCUAAAUCAGUAUCUGCUGUAUCUAUUAAAAAAGUCAAACUUAGUGAUCGAAAAUCUGCUUUAGAAAAUCCAGGAAUCAAAUCACCAAUUCAUAUGUCAAACGCUGGAAUGGAUGAUUUACCUAUUAUCAAAACAGUGAACAGUGGAAAUAUGAAAAAAUCACAAAUUAUAUCUGUAAUAAAACCAAGAUUAUUUAACUCAAACAUACACCCGCAAAUAAACAAGAUAGUUGAUUCUGAUGAAGAGAUGCGUCCUAAAUCUAAAAGUACAGAUAGUGUAAGGAUUAUUCGAGUAACUAAUGUUACACCGAAACCAUUAACUGAUCAAUCAACUGAUGUUAAAUCUACUUAUUUAGAUGGUAAUGAUAAAAAUGAUGAGCCAUUUCGUUUAUCUACUGAUAUAAAAAACGAUAAAGUAAGUGUUCAACGUGUAUCAUCUGCUAAAUUACCAAGAAAAUCAAAUGAACUUCGUGUAUCACGAGUUGGUACAACUGAUUCUCCAUUAAAAACAACUGUAUCGUCUAUUCCGAUUUCUCCUUUACCAGUUAAACCUAAUGAUGGGACACGAAAUUCAGUUCACGUCAAUCGUAUAUCGACAGCAAAGAAACCGACUAUAACCUUAGAGAAUGAAACAAAUUCUUCUACAUCAAUUUCUCAAUUAGCACAAAAAAGGAUGAAACACAAAAAUCCUAAAAAGAAUGCUGUUGAAUCGCAUGUUACUAUUGGACCACCCUCAUGA
Messenger RNA from Adineta steineri, 2682 nucleotides. Lineage: Eukaryota; Metazoa; Rotifera; Eurotatoria; Adinetida; Adinetidae. The record is from the annotation of a GenBank genome assembly.